AUGUCUUCCUUCUACAUCGAAAACAAAAAUGUCGGCAACAAGGCCGAGAGCGAAGACUGGAGAAUCCGUGGAUACAACCCUCUCACAGCACCCGACCUGCUCCAACAUGAGAUCAAACAGACACAGGAGUCGAAGCGCACCGUGCUCGACGGCCGUGAGGAGGUCGUCGCGGUGGUCAAUGGUACGGACAAGAAGCAGCGGCUGCUGGUGGUCGUCGGCCCGUGCUCCAUACACGACCCCCAGGCAGCGCUCGACUACUGUGAUUUGCUGCUGAGAGAAAAGGAGAAGCACAAGGACGAGCUGCUGAUUGUCAUGCGGUCCUACCUGGAGAAGCCCCGUACGACUGUCGGCUGGAAGGGCCUCAUCAACGACCCGGACAUCGACAACAGCUUCAACAUCAACAAGGGGCUGCGCCUGUCGAGACAGCUCUUCGUGGACCUCACCUCCAGGGGCAUGCCCCUAGCGAGCGAGAUGUUGGAUACCAUCUCCCCCCAGUUCGUGGCUGAUGUGCUGUCGCUCGGUGCUGUGGGCGCGCGCACGACCGAGUCCCAGCUGCACCGUGAGCUGGCCAGUGGCCUCAGCUUCCCCGUGGGCUUCAAGAACGGUACCGAUGGGUCUCUGGGCGUUGCGAUCGACGCGAUCGGCGCUGUCAGGCACCCUCAUCAGUUCCUGUCGGUCACCAAGCCCGGCGUGGCGGCCAUUGUGGGCACGGUCGGCAACGACGAUUGCUUCGUGAUCCUGAGGGGAGGCACAAAAGGCACAAACUACGAUGAGAAAAGCAUCAAGGAGGCCAAGGAAGCACUGAAAAAGGCCGGUGUGCGCGAGAGGAUGAUGGUGGACUGCAGCCACGGCAACUCGCAGAAGAACCACAAGAACCAGCCAAAGGUGGCGGCCGUCCUGGCCGAGCAGCUCGCGAAGGGCGAGACUGGCAUAAUGGGUGUGAUGAUCGAAAGCAACAUCAACGAGGGAUCGCAAAAGGUGCCCAAGGAGGGCAAGUCGGGCCUUCAGUACGGCGUCAGUAUCACCGACGCUUGCAUUGGCUGGCAGGACACCGAGUCUGUACUUGCCCUGCUGGCUGAUGGCGUGAAGAAGAGGCGAGCCGUCCUCGAGGAGGCGACGGCGAAGGAGACCGGUUCGUAG
Messenger RNA from Diaporthe batatas, 1140 nucleotides. RefSeq lists its product as uncharacterized. Gene Ontology annotation, molecular function: 3-deoxy-7-phosphoheptulonate synthase activity. The coding region runs from base 1 to 1140 and encodes 379 amino acids. Gene Ontology annotation, biological process: aromatic amino acid biosynthetic process. Gene Ontology annotation, cellular component: cytoplasm. The record is from RefSeq and is a predicted model, not a curated record. NCBI's taxonomy places the organism in Eukaryota, Fungi, Ascomycota, Sordariomycetes, Diaporthales, Diaporthaceae. The transcript is spliced from 4 exons.